Molecule: messenger RNA, 1635 nt
Organism: Ilex paraguariensis (yerba mate)
Lineage: Eukaryota; Viridiplantae; Streptophyta; Magnoliopsida; Aquifoliales; Aquifoliaceae
Source: the annotation of a GenBank genome assembly
CACCUGUCAAUACAGGUCCGACAAUGGGAGCCACAUAAUGUUUUUUCGUGGCGGUGAUGGCGUAGCUCGUCACAAACUGGGAACAUUACUAGGCCCUUCUUCCUGUGCUCUCCACAUCUCUCUCUGUCUCACUCUCACUCUCACUCUCACCGACACACACGCGCGCGCGCACACACACAGUCGCUUGCUCUGUCUUUCUCCGUCGCAUCCUUUCUCAAAUCUGCGCAGGUAAGUCCUAGACAAUUGAAGAUUAAAAAUGCCGGGAAUAAGAGGACCAUCUGAUUAUUCACAAGAACCACCUCGUCACCCAUGCCUUCAAAUUAAUGCCAAGGAACCCUUUAAUGCAGAGCCACCUCGCCCAGUCUUGAUUUCCUCUUACGUGACUCCUGUGGAUUUCUUUUACAAGAGAAACCAUGGACCGAUACCAAUAGUUGAUGACAUAGAAAAAUAUUGUAUUUCCAUUACUGGUCUGAUUGGAAAUCCCAAAAAGUUGUUCAUGAAUGAUAUUUUGAAGCUUGCAAAGUAUAACAUCACUGCCACUUUACAGUGUGCGGGUAAUAGGAGAACUGCAAUGAGCAAAAUCAGAAAGGUGAAAGGAGUUGGCUGGGGUGCUGCUGCUAUAGGAAAUGCUGUCUGGGGUGGUGCCAAAUUGGCAGAUGUUCUUGAACUGGUUGGAGUACCUAAGUUGACUGGCACCACACCAUCAGGUGGAAAGCAUGUGGAAUUUGUAAGCAUUGAUAAGUGUAAGGAGGAGAAUGGGGGUCCUUAUAAGGCAUCAAUCCCUUUAAGUCAGGCCACAAACCCUGAAGCUGAUGUUUUACUUGCAUAUGAGAUGAAUGGAGAGCCCAUUAACAGGGAUCAUGGCUAUCCAUUGCGUGUAGUUGUCCCAGGUUUCAUUGGGGCCCGUUCUGUUAAAUGGCUUGAGUCCAUCAAUAUAAUUCCCGAGGAAUGCCAGGGCUUUUUUAUGCAAAAGGACUAUAAAAUGUUUCCGCCAUCAGUUAACUGGGACAACAUCAAUUGGUCUACCCGGAGACCGCAAAUGGAUUUCCCCGUUCAGUGUGUAAUAUGUUCCUUGGAGGAUGUGAACGUGGUAAAGCACGGAGAGAUAACUAUUAAGGGAUAUGCAGUUUCGGGUGGUGGGCGUGGGAUUGAGAGGGUAGAUGUGUCUAUUGACGGUGGCAAAACCUGGAUGGAAGCCUCCAGAUACCAGAAAACUGGUAUUCCAUACAUUUCCGAUGAUACAAGUAGCGACAAAUGGGCAUGGGUGCUUUUUGAGGUUACGACUGAUAUUCCCUCGAUUUCAGAGAUAGUUGCCAAAGCGGUGGAUACGGCUGCAAAUGUCCAACCCGAAAAUGUUGAAGUCAUUUGGAACUUGAGAGGAAUACUGAACACUUCUUGGCACAGGGUACAUGUUCGGGUUGGUCACUCGAAUCUGUAGGCUUAAUACAAGAGAACAGUAUAGUAUAUAGAGUAUCUUUUUCAAUGUGAUGAUGCCUUUGGACUCUGGCUUUGUUUCUCAUGGGUGUAUUUUAAAAUUCUGGUAUUUAGCUAGACUCUUUUGAUUUACCAAGCAUUAAUACGGAUUACCUUUUAGUUGAAAGGUGCAAGAAAUGCAUUAUAUGCGUAUCACCAUGC